Messenger RNA from Musa acuminata AAA Group (dessert banana), 2853 nucleotides. Its product is annotated as E4 SUMO-protein ligase PIAL2-like. Gene Ontology annotation, molecular function: zinc ion binding; SUMO ligase activity. The transcript is spliced from 17 exons. The record is from RefSeq and is a predicted model, not a curated record. Gene Ontology annotation, cellular component: chromatin. Lineage: Eukaryota; Viridiplantae; Streptophyta; Magnoliopsida; Zingiberales; Musaceae. Gene Ontology annotation, biological process: protein sumoylation. The coding region runs from base 1 to 2748 and encodes 915 amino acids.
AUGGCAUUUCCUCAGGCAUCCGCUUCGUCUCCGUCACUCCAGCGGCCCAGUGUGGCGGCGCCGCCUGCUUACACCCCGCAGCAGUCGGUUUCGGCUCUCGUCGCCGCAUCUCAGAACCGUUUGACGGUGCUGGCUGCCAACCACGCCCGCCUCAGGGCUGUCGUGGACCGUCUCGACUUGCUCCUCCGCGGCGGCAUCUCGUCUGGUCCGUCUGAUCUCUUCCACCUCAUCUUCGCCCUCGCCAGAGGUAUUGACUAUGCACUCUCAGUCAAUGAUAUUCCUGGAAUUGCCAAUCGUCUUCCUUCAUUAAUAAUACAGGUCUAUCAACGUCGGAAUGAUCCUCAACUCCGACCAGCUAUUAUGGUGCUAAUGAUAUCUGCCAAGAAUGCUUGUAAAAAUAGAUGGUUUCUGUCUCCAGAUGUUAAUGAACUACUCAGCAUGGCAAAUGAGCUAUGUAGCAGCUUUUGUAUGUCAGUGAGUGAUACAAUUGUGGGCAAUGCUCAAGAUACUAUUUCUAAGAUUAUGCCCAGGUUUUAUCCCCAGUUGCAAUUUUGUCGUUUAGUUGUUUCUUUUGAAGCAAAGCCUGGUUAUGAUAUUCUAAUGGCUGAUUUCCAUAUACCAAGGAACACACGUUUAGAUGAGAGGAUUUGUCUGCUUGUUGCUCAAAUGGAUAAUUUAGAGACAUCAUCAUGUAUCAUAAGCCCACAACAUGUGAGCUUUUUGGUAAAUGGGAAGGGUGUUGAAAGAAGGACAAAUGUUUCAAUGGAGACAGGACCUCAAUUUCCAACUGAUAUUACUAAAAUGCUUAAAUAUGGCACAAAUAUUAUACAGGCUAUUGGAUAUUUCAGUGGUAAUUACAUGAUUGCCAUAGCCUUUAUGAGUAAGGUAACUACUCCCUGUGCCACUAGAAUGGACGAUUAUGUUCAUCCGGUGAUUGAAAAACUUGCUUCAGAUUCUGACAUAAUUGAGGGGGCAUCAAGAAUAACACUCAAUUGCCCAAUAAGUUUCAAGCGUAUCAAAACUCCUGUUAAAGGACAUCUCUGCAAACAUCAUCAGUGUUUCGAUUAUGACAGUUUCAUGGAAAUGAAUUCCUGUAAGCCAUCCUGGCGCUGCCCAUCUUGUAGCACACCAACUAGCUGUAUUGACCUACGUAUUGAUCAAAAGAUGACCAAGAUACUACAAGAGGUAGGAGAGAAUGUAGCUGAUAUAGUUAUUUUUGCUGAUGGCUCAUGGAAUUCAUUUGUUGAGCAUAAUGAAAGUAUAAAUCAAGUGCAUGAAGGGAGAUCUCAACGGCAAGAAAAUAGUAAUACUGAGAACCAGAAUAAUUUAGCUGAUGUUGUAGAUCUGACUAUAGCAAAGAGUCCAGAAGUUGGACCUUUCCAAAAUUCUGCAUACACUGCUGAAAAUUAUGGCUGUGAGAUAGAAGACAGGAAACCGUUCAGGGACGAUGAAGGUCUUCCUAUCCCUCUGCAUGCAUCUGGAGCAUCAGUUAUUAAUACUUCUCUGUGCACUCAAGCACCUGCUUACUAUACAAAAAGUGGAAUUUGGCCAAGGAAUAUGUCUUCAGUUUCUAGCUCUGUAUCAGGCAGAAUGGUUGGUGCAAAUGCUAAUGCACUGGGAACCUUGGAGUCAAUUUUGCCUAAUGUUUUGCUGAAUCCUAUUCAUACUGAUGCUGUUUCUCCAGUACUUAAUCGGGAUCCUGCAGGAUUUGAACUUUCACAACCUACAUUGAAUUUUCAGCAAGUACCACAAGUGACACAGCUUGCUGAAAAUGUACAAUUGGAACCGUUGCAUGAGGGAAGUUCAAUUAACAACAAUGAAGCAGGGAGGCCUAUACCUAGACAAGUUAUUAAAACUCCAAGAGCGGUUCAGGCACUUCCUGCACAGACACAGAUACCCAGUUCAUCACGAACGGCACAGACAGCUGUCGCAGGUGCACUCAAUUCAGUUAGUGGUGAGAUGCAAAUCAAUGAACUCUCAAGGACUUCCAGCAUCGCAGCAGCAUCAUUGCAUUCCAUGACUCAGGAACACCACAGUAACUCGGCAUUGCAGCAGGUUGUUGGCCUUUCAGCACCUAAUAUGAUCAGCACUCGAACACCUCAAGGCCAGCCGAGAGGCGUAGAUGCUUAUAAAGCAAUAGUCCAGUUUCUAUUAGAACACCCACCUCAGCUACCAUACCAAAGAAGACAUCAUCUCGCAAAUCCAUCAGGUUCUUCACAGCCUUCUUAUAUUUCUUCAAGCCAGGCCCAGCAAGUAUCACAUAAUGCUGCGUACGCAACGGAAAUAGGUGCAGGAACAACUCAUAGUACACCAUUGGCUCCCCAACAUGCGGCGCAGAGAGCAACACCACAAACAGGAGCAACAAGUAUUCCCUUCACGACCGGAGUCGCAUCUGUUGUUCCCACACUCACUGAUGCAGGUCGGGCACCACCUUCAUUAGGAUCUGAUGGGUUGCCUGCGCUUCCCUAUGAGCACAACUGGCGGCCAACAGGACGCAUGAGAGGGAGUCUUACUGGUUAUGCUUACACGUCUGCCCUUAACCAGUACUUGGCUACUCCGCAGUCAGCACAAACUCAACCACCACCUUUCUCAGCCGGUGUUUCGGCUGACCAGCUUCCAGCGUUAACUGCCAACACACUGAGUGUUCAAGCAUCCAUGACCCAGCAAAGCACUACGGGACAUAUUGACGGCAACCAAUUGACAAGUUCGUAUGGCAUUUUUGAUAUCUAUGAACAGAUGAAUCACUAGCAGGAUGCAAUGCAAGGAGAAGGGGACUGACAUCUGAUCUUAAAUAGCCUUAGAAGUGAUCCAAACAAGGGUGACCGACAUUGAUGGCCAGUAGGCUUUCUUAAC